Molecule: messenger RNA, 1554 nt
Organism: Penicillium argentinense
Lineage: Eukaryota; Fungi; Ascomycota; Eurotiomycetes; Eurotiales; Aspergillaceae
Product: cytochrome P450
Exons: 3
Coding region: 1-1554 (517 amino acids)
Molecular function (GO): heme binding; oxidoreductase activity, acting on paired donors, with incorporation or reduction of molecular oxygen, reduced flavin or flavoprotein as one donor, and incorporation of one atom of oxygen; iron ion binding
Source: RefSeq, a predicted model, not a curated record
AUGCUCCUCAGCCCCGCCACCCUCGCCCUGGCGCUGGGCGCACUGUACCUGGCGUUCACAAUCCUGAGCUCCAUAACAAGCAAAAUCCAUCACUACCGACAAUCCAAGGCCCUGGGAUGCGAAGAACCGGUCAAGGGAUCAACAGCCUUCUUCGGGAUCCCGGGCUUUCUGCGCCUGAGCAAAGCCGUUCGCGAAAAGAGAUGGAUCGACUACCUGGCCGAUCAGUUCGAUCUGCACGGAACAACCUUCCUGCAGCGUUUCCUGUCGCGGCGGAUCAUCGUCACCAUCGAGCCGGAGAAUAUCAAGGCCCUCCUCGCGACGCAGUUUAAGGAUUUUUGCCUCGGCACGCGACAUGAGCAGUUUGAUCCGUUGCUUGGGGAUGGCAUUUUCACGCUUGAUGGGGCGGGUUGGUCGCAUGCAAGGGGCUUGUUGAGGCCUCAGUUUGCGAGGGAUCAGGUCGCCGACCUAACAAUGCUGGACGACCACAUAACCCACCUAAUCGCCCUAAUCCCAAAAGACCGCAGUGCAUUCGACAUUCAACGCCUCUUCUUCCUCCUGACCCUUGACAGCGCAACACACUUUCUCUUCGGCGAAUCCGUCGGCUGCAUGUCCCCCGGAACAACAGGGGUGCUAGAGAAAUCCGCCGUGCGCAACGCGCAGGGUUUUGCGGAAGCAUUCACGACAGCACAGGAUUACCUCGCUGCGCGCUCGCGCGCACAGAGCCUGUAUUGGCUCGUUAAUCCCAAGGAAUUCCGCGAGGCGAAUGCGCGCGUCCAUGAGGUCGUUGAUCACUAUGUUAAUGUUGCGCUGGCACGGAAGCGAAAUCCUGAAUCUAAGUCUGAUGGACGGUAUAUCUUUCUUGAGGCGCUGGCGGCUGAGACGGAUAACCCCAAGAUGCUGCGGGAUAAUAUGUUGAAUAUCCUCCUCGCGGGCCGGGAUACGACGGCUUCUCUGUUGAGUUCGACGUUCUUUUAUCUGGCGCAGUACCCUGCUGUCUGGGAGCGCCUGCGUCGGGAAAUCGUGGAUGAGUUUGGCGAUGUGCGCAAUCCGAAAUGCGAAAUUACGCAAGCAAAGUUGAAGGAUGUUAAGUAUCUCCGCUACGUCCUCAACGAGGUUCUUCGAUUGCAACCGCCUGUGCCCGUUAACUUCCGCGUCGCAACGAAGGAUACCUCCCUCCCUGUAGGCGGGGGUCCGGAUAAGCGGUCUCCGGUAUAUAUCCAGAAAGGCCAGCUCGUCGCGUAUAAUGUCUUUGCUAUGCACCGCCGGACGGAUUACUGGGGGAAGGAUGCGAGGAUUUUUAGGCCGGAGCGCUGGGAGGAGAAUGCGAAGCAUGGGUGGGAAUAUUUGCCCUUUAAUGGGGGUCCGAGAAUUUGUCUUGGUCAACAAUAUGCCCUGACGGAGGCGAGUUAUACGGUUGUCAGGCUCAUGCAGCAUUUUGAUACGGUUGAGAACGCGGAUCCGCAUCCCCUUCAGGAGCCGAUUAAGAAUUCGAAUUUGACAAUGAUGCAUGAUCGGGGGGUGCCGGUUAAGUUGUAUUCCUCGGAUCAGGUUUGA